Molecule: messenger RNA, 1076 nt
Organism: Rhodotorula graminis WP1
Lineage: Eukaryota; Fungi; Basidiomycota; Microbotryomycetes; Sporidiobolales; Sporidiobolaceae
Exons: 6
Coding region: 1-1032 (343 amino acids)
Biological process (GO): ubiquinone biosynthetic process
Cellular component (GO): mitochondrial inner membrane
Molecular function (GO): 4-hydroxybenzoate polyprenyltransferase activity
Source: RefSeq, a predicted model, not a curated record
AUGCUUCGCGCGCCCUCUCGCCUCGCCGCGCCUCGCCUGGCGCCGCCCCUCGCCCUCUCCAACUCUCAUCGCCCUCCGCCGUUUUACCCGAUCCCGACAUGGGCAGAGCGCUUCCCAAAGGCGCUGCGGUGGACCCACCCUUACCUGUCGCUCGCGCGCAUGGACAAGCCGAUCGGGACCUGGCUCCUCUACUGGCCCUGCGGCGCGUCCCCGUGGGGCAUCACGAUGGCGGCCUACUCGUCGGCGCUGCCGCCGUCGGCCUGGGCGUGGAACCUCGCCCUGUUCGGCACGGGCGCUGUCGUCAUGCGCGGCGCAGGGUGCACCAUCAACGACCUGUGGGACCGCGACAUUGACCAGAAAGUCGAUCGCACUAAGCUGCGCCCGCUCGCGAGCGGCGAGGUCAAGCCGCUGCAGGCGUUGACGUUCCUCGGAGGGCAGCUCAGCCUCGGCCUCGCCGUCCUCACCCAGCUCAACUGGUACAGCAUCGCCCUCGGCGCCUCGUCGCUGUCGCUCGUCGUCCUGUACCCGCUCAUGAAGCGCAUCACGCACUGGCCGCAGCUCGUCCUCGGCCUUGCGUUCAACUGGGGCGCCCUCCUCGGCUCGUCGGCCGUCCUCGGCCAGUGCGACUGGACGGUCGCGCUCCCGCUCUACGCCGGCAGCGUCGCGUGGACGAUCGCGUACGACACGAUCUACGCGCACCAGGAUAAGACGGACGACGUGCACGCCGGCGUCAAGUCGACCGCGCUCCUGUUUGGCGACCAGACGCGCCCGAUCCUGUCGGCCUUCUCGGCGUCGUUCGUGUCGCUCCUCGCCCUGUCGGGAUACCUCAACGGCCAAGGCCCGGCGUUCUACGCCCUGAGCGUCGCCGGCGCGGCGGCGCACCUCGCGUGGCAGCUGCGCACGGUCGACCUCGACAGCCGCGAGAGCUGCUGGCGCACGUUCGCGAGCAACCGCGACUUGGGCGCCAUCGUGUGGAGCGGGCUCGCGGUCGACUAUGCGCUCAAGGUGGCGGCAGCGAGCGGGACUUUGUAGCGCGGCCGCAGCGAGGGACAGGGUGUGAAAGCGACGUCUCCUCG